Messenger RNA from Cygnus atratus (black swan), 579 nucleotides. Its product is annotated as kallikrein-14-like. Lineage: Eukaryota; Metazoa; Chordata; Aves; Anseriformes; Anatidae. Gene Ontology annotation, biological process: proteolysis. Gene Ontology annotation, molecular function: serine-type endopeptidase activity. The record is from RefSeq and is a predicted model, not a curated record.
AUGGGACACGGGAAGGGGCCACCCACGCCGCCCCCCGUGUCCCCAGCAGCAGGAGCCGAGGGAGGGGACCCCGCCAGCUCCCCGUGCCCCGGGGGCCAGGCGCAGGCGUGCGCCCCGCGGCCGCGGGCGGUGCAGGACGAGGACCGGAUCAUCGGGGGGUACCCGUGCGUCCCCUACUCGCAGCCGUGGCAGGUGUACAUCUACGAGCCCGUGCGCUGCGGCGGGAUCCUGCUGCGGCCCCGCUGGGUGCUGUCGGCCGGGCACUGCCUCUACAGGGGCCUGCGGGUCCGCCUGGGUGAGAACGACCUGGAGCAGGCGGAGGGGACGGAGCAGGAGCGCAGGGUCCUGCGCGCCUUCCGCCACCCGGCCUUCGACCCCACCACGCUGGACAACGACCUCCUGCUGCUGCAGCUCGACCGCCCCGUGCGCCUCAGCCGCGCCGUGCAGCCCCUGGCCCUGCCCCGCUCCUGCGCGCCCCCCGGCACCACCUGCCUGGUCUCGGGUUGGGGCACGGUCACCACCCCGCAAGGUGAGAGGUUGGAGGGAGCGUGGAGUAAGUCUGGAGUGAGCCUGGGGUGA